This is a messenger RNA of Ipomoea nil (Japanese morning glory), 1017 nucleotides long. RefSeq names its product 22.0 kDa heat shock protein-like. Bases 376 to 1011 code for a protein of 211 amino acids. The record is from RefSeq and is a predicted model, not a curated record. Gene Ontology annotation, biological process: protein folding; response to heat; response to salt stress. NCBI's taxonomy places the organism in Eukaryota, Viridiplantae, Streptophyta, Magnoliopsida, Solanales, Convolvulaceae. The transcript is spliced from 2 exons.
UUGGAACAAUUGGUGGCUAAGAGGAAAAACAAGAAGGGAUUUCUUUGAUGGUAGUCUCAACAAAGGUCAUUUUGUUUAGGCAAAGGAAAGGAUAAACUCUUCCCUUCUUCCAUUUUCAGAUACACAGAAUAAUAAUAAGCAGGAUCUUGCAAGAAAAGCUUACAUCAACUUGAAUGUGAACAUCAAAGCAUAAUAAUACACACUGGUUUAGGCCAUCUGAUUCUUGAUUCUUGAAUCCCUUUUGCUUAUAUAAAUAAUAAACAUCACAUUUGAUUAGAACAUAUAUAAUCAGCUGAAUCAACCUGUGUUCAGGCGAAACAAGAAAGAUCGUGCUGGGUGACUCGACAGACUGUUGUUGGAACUCAAAUUUCAUCAAUGGCAAAUGCAGCAGCAUAUAAAGAGCUCACACCUCCUUUCUGCUGGACUGAGGAUUCAAGCAGUCAUUGUCUCAUUCUUGAUCUUCCUGGUUUCAGAAGGGAGGAAAUAAAGGUUGAAGUCGAUAAUGAAGGCCAUAUAAACAUAAGUGGAGAGAAGAAGAUGAAUGAAAGCAAAUAUAUCUUCUUUCAGCAAUCUUUCAAACCACCUGAGAAUUCGAGACCUGAAACUGCCAGAGUAUGGCUUGAAGAAGGUAUUCUCUACGUAAGCAUCUCGAAACAAGCAAAACAGAAGGAAGGCAAAAAAAUUCCACCCGGGAACCCUGUUCAAGAACAGGAUCAGCAAAACCAGUCUAACACAUCAAGUGAUGAAAUAGAUUCAGAACACGAAAAUGACAGAAACAGAUACGACAGCUGUUGUUCAUCUGAUCAAAAUGAGAGCACAAGUGAAGAAGAUGAAGAAGAAGAAGAAUUUCAUGACGCGAAAGCAGUACAUAACCUGAAAAAGGGGACAAUAUUGCCAAUGGUAGCAGAUAAGCUGAGAAGGAACAACAUGAUUGUAAUAGUCCUUAUCCUGGCAAUUUCUUUAGGUGUGUUAGUCAUUCAUAAUAAACCCACUGCAAUGAACUAUGAUUGAAUUCAA